AUGAGACAGGUGAUUGCAUGUGGUGUAUUGGUGGUGUUGGGGCUAAUUUGUAUAGCCGAAGUGGCUUCGACAGGUAAUGUAAAGUAUCCCAGGGGUCCAAAUGUUGAGGGCGUACGUGUGAAACGGCAGUAUGGUGCCGGUGGCAAUGGAGGAAGUGGUGGUUAUGGUGGUGCCCCAGGGCAGCCUGGAGGAAAUGGUGGCGGUGGAGGAAAUGGUGGCGGUGGAGGAAAUGGUGGCGGUGGAGGAAAUGGUGGCGGUGGAGGAAAUGGAGGCGGUGGAGGAAAUGGUGGCGGUGGAGGAAAUGGAGGAGGAGGUGGUAACGGUGGUAGUCCAGGACAACCUGGUCAACCGGGUGGAAAUGGUGGAUAUGGCGGUGGUAAUGGUGGAUAUGGCGGUUAUGGUGGCAGUGGCGGUUCUUAUGGUCAACCUGGUCAGCCCGGCCAACCUGGCGCCGUUUUGGGCUUCACAACCAGCUAUGACCAGAUUUUCAAUGAGCAGCACUAUCGCAUAAAACGUCAAGGUGGAUAUGGUGGAGGUUAUAGCUCUGGCGGUGGUUAUGGUCAGCAAGGACAAAUGGGAGGAGGUGGUUAUGGUGGAGGAUAUGGUGGUGGUCCUGGUGGUGGCUCAAGUGGAGGAUAUGGUGGAGGUCCUGGUGGGGGCUCAGGUGGAGGAUUUGGUGGCGGUCCUAGUGGAGGCUUCGGGGGUGGCCCUGGUGGAGGUAGUGGUGGUGGAUUUGGCGGUGGCCCUGGUGGAGGUUAUGGUGGUGGUCAAGGAGGUGGUUAUGGCAGUCAAGGAGGAGGUUAUGGUGGUCCAAGCGGUGGUUAUAGUGGAUAUGGUAGAUAA
Molecule: messenger RNA, 843 nt
Organism: Musca vetustissima
Lineage: Eukaryota; Metazoa; Arthropoda; Insecta; Diptera; Muscidae
Exons: 3
Coding region: 1-843 (280 amino acids)
Source: RefSeq, a predicted model, not a curated record